GCUGCUCUGUUAGUCUCUCCCGUGGAUCCUGGACUGUAUCUGCAGCUCGGACAUGUCGUCCACCCCCCCCCGGUGGAUCUCCACCUGCCACGAGAUGUACCACUCUGACCAUGGCGUCGAUUUCCCCGACCUCACCUUCCACAUCCCUGGCAGAGCUGCUGAGCUGGGCCCAACAAACUAAGUGUGAACACAACCAUCAACACAUCACAUUCCUACCUUCCCCUCCUUUAGCUGCUGCAGCUCCACUCCACCCCCUCCUUCCUCUUGAAUGAUGGACAGCCCUCCUAAACUGUCUGGCGAGACCCUGAUUGUGCAUCACAUUCCCCUGGUGCACUGUCAGGUGUCAGGUGGGCGACAGGGCGGCUGCGGGAGCUCGCUCAAGAGGAGCAAGGCCUUCACCCUGCCUGAGAACAUCGGUCUGAGUCGCACCACUUCCCUUCCCGAGAGGGACAUCCUCCAGAGGGAUGCUCUGCUCUACAGCAGCCUGAUCCAGACCUCCAGAGGCUCCUGCUCCUCCCACAACGGAGGAAGAGAGAGGAAGGGUGGCGGGAAAGGAGGCAGCACGGCGAGUGAUGAUUCAUCGUUCACUUCGAGUAAUUCAGAGGACCAGCUGAUCACAGCUCACACUUUGCCGAGGGCGAAAGCGAGGAACAGGAAUCCGUUUCGUCAUAAUCCGUUCUUGCUGAAUACCGAAAAUGACAAUGACGAAGAGGAGGAGGAUGAUGGUGACAACCUCAGCGGUUACCUUGAGGACUCGUCCUUCCACCUCCACAGCGACACCAACUCUGCCCUCGAUGUUGGAAUCGCAUCUUUCCGCCUGCACGACCUCGGCUUCGCUUCCGAGCCCUUCCUCCUGCACAGCUCGGUGGGAGGAAGCAGACGCGAGUCCCUGAGGGCCGCCGCUUCAGAUCUGUCCAACCACCUGGAAGACCUGAACAUCUUAGGUCUGGACAGCCAGCGGCGCCUCGGGAGCAGCGGUUCCAACAUGUCCAUGGAUUGCGGAGAGCAAGACUGGGGCGAUGAUGAAGAAGACGAAGAUCAUCCCAUGCGCUGCGGCCGAAGCAGUAAGACCGGUUCGUACUCGUCCAGCUCCUCGGCCCAUCACUGCUCCUGCUGUGUAAUGUCUCAGAACUACCCUCAACACUUCCCUGAAACCUUCUCUGAGCCGUUCGCAGCGUGUCAGCAAGGCUACGGCAGCGACUCGUCCUGCAACAGCUCGGACGGCGUGCUGGUCAACUUCAGCGCCAUUUACAACAAGAUGAACAACGGCAUACCGGAGAAGCCACCGGCCCCGGGACUCACCAACCUCAACAGCUCCACUGACCACUCCGGAACCACGUCGGUUUCUGACCCAGCAGGACACCAGCGAGACUCCAGUGGAGGGGCUUUCUAUUUAGACCUCCACAGCUCCCCGACCGAACCCCCCCGGUCACAGCAACAACCCUCUUGUCUCGGCAACACCUUCCCUCUCAUCCGGGAACCACACCUGUCCACCUCCUCCACCUGCUCUUGCUCUGUGGAGCACCAGGGGGCGCUCGACCUCGACGCCAACUGCAACUCCUACCACCCGCCGCAUUCUGGCUCGUCCGGAGACAUUGCAUCCUGUCUGCAGAGCCAGGCCCGUCUGGUGGUCGCCACCCAGAACUACUACAAGCUGGUGACCUGUGACCUUUCAUCGCAGUCGUCGCCGAGUCCCGUGGGCUCGUCGGUCAACAGCUGCUCCGACGAGCACAGCAAAGGAAGCCCCACCCCGACUCAGCCCAGCGAGUACUUCCUGUUCAGACAGCAAGCUGAGCAGGACGGCGUGGAAGAGGAAGAGGAGGAGGAAGGAGAGUCGUCGAAGGAAGAUGAUAAUGACGACGACGAUGAGGAGGAGGAUGAGGAAGAGACGAAGAAUCACCAGGCGGAUGUUGGGGCUGAAGCUGCUCCCGUUGUAAUGGAGGGCCAGGUGUACGUGAACACCUCCCCUCCUGUGAUUGGUCGAGCCCUCAUCGGAAGCGGAGCCUCUUCGGGAAAUCGUCCCCGUUCGCGCAGCUACGACCGAAACCUGGACAAGUCUCCGCCUCCUCGGCUCGGGUCUCUGGAGCGGAUGUUGAGCUGUCCCGUCCGGCUCAGUGAUGUCGCCGCCCCGACCCCGCCUCCACCUCCGCGCGUCACCUCCUUCGCAGAGAUCGCCAGAAGUAAAAGAAGAAACGGAGCUACGGGGGGGUCGCCGCCCAUGAAGGCAGCCGCGGACCUUUUCUCCUCCGCUUACUCCACCCACUCGCACUCCUCAGUGGACUUCUCUCCAAUCCUGGAGCAGCGUGCGGAGGCCGACAGUCAGAGCAUGUCGCCGGCGCCCUUCACCAGAUGUUACAGCCAUGGCAGCAUAGAGCGCCACCUGGAGGGCGCCAGGGAGACGCGAGCCACAGCUGAAGGGGGCCUCUCCAGCUCCUCAGACACUCAGCCAGCGGUGGUCCGGUACACCCUGGACCAGCGGCCCACCUCCCUCCCCAUCCAGCCCUUCACCUUCCACCACCAGUUUGCCUCUAAGCCCCCCCCGCCCAAGCCCGUGCUGCCCCUGCUCACCGGUUACGUCUCGGGGAUGCAGGCCCGCUCCAGUUCUGGAUCCGGCUCUGGUUCUGGUUCUGGUUCUGGUGGUGCGGUGGGGGAGGAUGAAGCUGAAAAUGUGCACAGUUACCAGGGGGCUCUGGCCGGGGAAGCCCCUCCCCCUGGAUCGGUUCGUCCCUCGCCUCUCGGGAGCUACUCCCCGGUCCGCCUCCAGGGGGCGCCCAGCUCCGGGACCUGCUCCACCUGUAGCCCCACCCCCCAGCCGCCCCACAGCCCCUCCUGCCCGCUGUCGGCCGGCUUCAGCCCCCGGCACUCCCCGAACCAGGGGGGGGGUUCAGCACCGUCGCCGUCGACCCCCCCGCCUCCGUCGCUGGGCGUGAAGAGGGGGGCGCAGGGACACUGCUUCCACCGCGGAGCUCCGCCCACUUUACCAGCGCUGACCAGUGACACGCUGAGUCCACUGGGAUCCGUGGAGUCUGGGAAACACGGCGAGGGAAGCAAAGGCUCCGGAGCCAGGCCACAGCAUGUCGGCCAAUCAGCUAAGCUGCAGCAGAGCUACACCGACUUCCUGCCGGAUUAUUUCUCCAUGACCGAGAAGCCGCCGGAGGAGUUCUGCCUCUCGCCCGACGCCUCCUCUUCAUCGUCCUCCCGCUCUUCCUCACAGACCCACAUCACUGUGGACCUGUCGCUGAAGAGAGCUUUGGUGAAAGCCGUGAACACAGCAGUGGAUCUGAUUGUGGCUCAUUUCGGAACCAGCCGAGAUCCAGACGUGAAGGCGAAGCUGGGGAACAGCUGGGUGAGUCCCAACGUGGGGCACCUGAUCCUGAAGUACCUGUGCCCGGCCCUGCAGGACGUGCUGCAGGACGGCCUGAAGGCCUACGUGCUGGACCUGAUCAUCGGCCAGCGGCGCUGUCAGCCCUGGAGCCUGGUGGAGGCCUCCACUCAGCUGGGCCCGUCCACUCGCGUCCUCCACAGCUUGUUCUCGAAGGUCAGCCAGUUCUCCGAGCUCAGCAGCCACAGCAUGAGGAUGAACUCCUUCAUCUUCGGUCUGCUCAACCUGAAGUCUUUGGAGUUCUGGUUCAAUCACCUCUACACACAUGAAGAUAUCAUAGCGGCUCACUACAGCCCGUGGGGACUCCUCCCCCUGGCGCAGGGCGCCUGCCAGCCGCUCUUCGAGGAGCUGCUCCUCCUGCUGCAGCCGCUGUCGCUGCUCCCCUUCCACCUGGACCUCCUGUUCGAGCCGCACCUCCUCCAGAAGGGCCAGGAGCACCUGCGGCGCAAGGAGCAGCUGUGCUCUGCGGGUCAGAGCGUGGACCAGUCGGCUCGCUCCACCUUCCAGCUCAUGAGAGGGUGGAGCACCACCGUGAGCGAGAUGGUCCGAGACUCGAGCGGCGAGCUGAAGAAGGAGAGGGGGGUGCUGAGGCGGGAGGGAACGUGGCCGAGGAUGGAAGGAGCCAAGUCCAGAAGGGAGGCGUGGGGGUUCAGGAAGGAGGGGGGGGCGACGGAGAGCACGACAGCCGGACCUGUGAGCAGACAGUCGAGCAUGGAGGUCGGGUUCUCCAAUCUGUGGAAGGAGAGGGGGAUGAGUGAGGAGAGGGUGACGGGUGUGGGCCAGGAGAGAGAGGGAGAAGGGGAGGACGGACCAGAGAAGGACGAGAGGAAGAGUAGAGAGAGGGAUCCAGCGGAGGAGGGGCGUCAGUGGCAGGACCGACAGGCCGGCUGGUGGUACCAGCUCAUGCAGUCCUCCCAGGUCUACAUCGACCAGUCCACCGAGAAGACCAAGUUCGUGAAGACCGAGAAGAGGAAGAGGUCGUCGGAGAGACGCCAGGCCCGGCUCCCGCCCACCAGGGAGGGCGUGGUGGAGGGGGCGGAGUCAAGCCAGGAAGGGGAGGGCGGCAGGAGCAGGAAGAGCAACAGCAGCUCCAGCGAGGAGUCGGGCGGAUCCCGAGGGGGGAGACCCUCGUGGAUGGGAAGCCCCCCGGAGUCUGUUCUCAACCAGGAGAAGGAGACGAAGUCUGUGGAGGUCCCGGGCCCCGGGGUCCCGGCUGCAGCUCGGGUGGAGAGCCCCCCCCAGGGGCAGGGCCUGCGUUGGGGGAGGCUCUUCGGAGCGAGUCUGGGUUCUCCGUCCAGAGCGGAGGCAGCUGAGCAGAGGCCGAGGAGUCAGAGGAGCAGACCUCCGUCGGGUUGGCUCAGUCUGGACCUGUCCGUCCUCGACCUCGUGGCCCAGACGAUCGGAGCCGGAGGCAGCGGGAAGAAGGCGGAGCCUCAGACUCCUCCCGCCCAGAACGUACACCCCCCACCGAGGUCGACUCGAGCACCUGAAGCCAAACGACAGCCUCUGUGUGAAGUCCGAGCUCUGUGCCACCACAUCGCCACCGAGCCCGGCCAGCUGAGCUUCAACAAGGGCGACGUCCUGCUGGUCCUGAGCAAAGCGGAUCCCGACUGGCUGCUCUGCUCCCUGGGCUCCACCCGGGGGCUGGUUCCCAUCGUCUACGUCACCCUGAACUCCAACAGCAUGGACGACAGCCAGGACGCCGCUGGCCUCUGCUGAGCCGCAGCCGAGGACGGAACAAACCAAGAGACGAAAGGCAAACACCUCCGGACACACGGGAAAACUGAAAAUAAACCUAUGACGAUUGUUCAAACGUUGUACAGACAUAUGCAAGGGAAGCAUGCAGCCUCAAACACGGACUCACGUCGACUCCGAGGCUUCAUCCGAGACUCGUACGCAUGCAAACAUCCAAACAACCAAAAGACCCGAUCAACAAACCGAACCCAAAGACUCUGGAAGACGCUCUCCUCUCUCUCAGCAGUGACACAAGUUUAAAAACCCGUGUGAACAGCAUCCAUCUUUACUUCCAACUUAACAAGGAGGGCCGACACUCGUAUGAUAUAUAUAUAUAUAUAUAUGCUCUGCACCACUCCUAGCUGCACUUUGCCGUUCCGUCUUUACUUUCACCGGCUGUGCCGCUCUCCCAACACAGUUUGGUUUGAUUUCCCGUCGCUUGCUUUCGCGCCGACUGACGACUUUAAUUCACGUAGAAUCGGCGAAUCCUUAUUCUUUAACUUUUUCAGGAGAAGAUUGAAGGUGGUUGAUGUAAAAGCAAAACUUGUUCCACAUCUGCAGACGUGCAAGUUAUUGUAAUUAUGAUUAUAUCAGAGGAUGAAACCUCGCUGCAGUGCUUUUAGACGCCUGAUUAACUCGAGGGAAAGAGUUUUUUUAUUCCCCAUCUGUCGUCCCUGAUCACUGCUCCUGUUUCUUUGGAGAAGAAGCGAUGGAUGUUUCUUCUUCCUCUCUGCUCAUAGCCGGGUUGAGCAAAUGGCUGAUGUGGUUUCGGUGCAUUUAAACUCUCUAUCUCCCCCUGAAAUCUGAUCUCUAAUCUAAUCUGAAAACACGAUCGAGCAAAAUGCUUCAGUGCAGUUUGAUCAGUCGGCCUUUUUUUGUAAAUGCAAAGAGGCAAGUAUCUAAAUGGACAGAAAACAAGGGGAAGACGGAGCGGAGAUGUCUUUGCACGUCACCCAAGGAUGUUGUGUUUUCUCCCGUCUGUUCAACUACUGAACACGUUUCCUUGAAACUUGCUGGAAGGAUGGAACGAGAAAGAACUAAAUUUAGGGGCCGUUCCAGGAUUUUUCUUUAACUUCCUUUAACAUUGAAAAGUGUUUUUUGGUCCUUUUCAUCAAGUCCCGAGCAAUUACAGCAAGAGUUGUUAAUCCUGGAAAAGCUGGCAAGGAAUAAUCAGUUGAAAUUAUCAGUUAGUGACGGGUACACCAGCCGAUCAUUUCACGGAACUCUCCUGAGUGUGAUUCUGAUUUUUGCUAAUUCCUUUUGCAUUUAGAAAAAUGGGGUCGAUGAUCUUAUUUAUGCCUUAAAGCGCUUGAGGCCCAAACACUCGUCUUGACAUUACAGUUUGUUUUAUGCAUACAUCUAAGUGGAUGUUUACUCUGGACUUCAGAGUGUAGUGGAGAAUCAGAGGUGUAUUCUGUGGUGAUAUAUCUUUUGACGUCUAAAGGGAAACCCGUCCCGUGCUGGGACGUACACGGUGUAAAAUGUGGCCUUAGGUUCCUAAUGAGUUGACCGUAAAGUACAACUUAAGGCAAUAGAGUGUAAACAGACGCCCGGUCCAAACAUAUUACACAUUAGAAACAGGUGAAAUCAAUGUACAUUUAUUAAAUAAAUGAAUGCUUGUGUAGUUUUUGAAAAACUUACAUGGGAUAUAAUUCUUCCAGUUUUUUUUUAAUUUUUAUUUUCCUUUUGGUUGCAUUAUUGUACAGUUUUUAUUUUUAUCUAUAAUUUCCCUUUUUUUUAAACAUUGAAUUUCACCAAAAUGAUUUUAAUAUUUAAUUCUUGCUGAAGUGUAAAUAUAUUUAAACCCUUCAGUGGUUAAUUUCUGCCAUAGAUCUAUAUGUGUAAAUGUUAUUAAUGCAUUUUCUGUUUCAUACAGGAAGCGAGUAUAAGCUUUAGUUUCAGUGCUAACAACCUGCGGACUGGAAAUAAGGAGUUGACACAGCUGGUGGUGAAAGAACCAAUCACAUCGUAGUGACGACACCAGAGAGACGAGAAGACAGAUUUGCUUUUUGAUUUGAGUCGUGAGUCGUCUGGUUUCUCUCGCUCUGUAAAUACCGUCAGCGACCCUGCUCUUCUCUCUCUGUCCAGGAUAUAGGAUGUGUACGACCUUAUCAAACUACUGUGGAUGUUCAAUAACAAAGUGCUCACGUGAUCACAAA
Messenger RNA from Limanda limanda (common dab), 7275 nucleotides. RefSeq names its product RUN and SH3 domain containing 2 (gene rusc2). NCBI's taxonomy places the organism in Eukaryota, Metazoa, Chordata, Actinopteri, Pleuronectiformes, Pleuronectidae. Gene Ontology annotation, cellular component: cytoplasmic vesicle. The coding region runs from base 269 to 5101 and encodes 1610 amino acids. The record is from RefSeq and is a predicted model, not a curated record. The transcript is spliced from 12 exons. Gene Ontology annotation, molecular function: protein binding.